Cotesia glomerata is the source of this 1252-nucleotide messenger RNA. It is a transcript of the gene Adk2, whose product is annotated as adenosine kinase 2. Gene Ontology annotation, biological process: purine ribonucleoside salvage. NCBI's taxonomy places the organism in Eukaryota, Metazoa, Arthropoda, Insecta, Hymenoptera, Braconidae. The transcript is spliced from 5 exons. The record is from RefSeq and is a predicted model, not a curated record. Gene Ontology annotation, cellular component: nucleus; cytosol. Gene Ontology annotation, molecular function: adenosine kinase activity. The coding region runs from base 146 to 1183 and encodes 345 amino acids.
AACGCUCCUCAGUCUGGCGCGCUCUAUUGACCACUCAACACGUGUUUUAUUUUUUUUAUUAGUUAAUUACCCACGGACAUUAUAAAACUCCUCUUGUAUUGUAUAAUAAACUUAAUUAUUCUCGUCAACAAAUUAACUCACAAAGAUGGCGGAAAAAUUAAGGGAAGGAUUGAUCUUGGGACUGGGAAACCCUCUCCUGGACAUCUCAGCUGUUGUCGACGAAGAUUUUCUCAAGAAGUACAAUUUAAAAGCUAAUGAUGCAAUUCUCGCUGAUGAGAGUCACAAGCCGCUGUAUGACGAGCUGAUUGAGCAGUACAAAGCGGAAUUUAUCGCUGGUGGAGCGGUUCAGAAUACUAUGAGAGUCGCUCAAUGGUUCCUGGAAAAACCUCACGUGGCAACAUUCAUGGGUUGCGUUGGCAAAGACAAGUACUCCAAGAUCCUAGAAGAAAAAGCGCGAUCAAGUGGAUUAAAUGUAAAGUACCAGUACCAUGAUACAGUUCCUACCGGAACUUGUGGGGUUUUGAUAACCGGAAAAAAUAGAUCGCUAUGUGCUAAUCUGGCAGCAGCUAACUGCUUCCAGACCUCGCAUAUCCAUGAGCCAGCUAACCAGCUCUUGCUGGAGUCUGCUCAGUACUACUACAUAUCGGGAUUUUUCUUAACAGUAAGUCCGGAGACGAUCCAAGAAGUCGCCAAGCACUCGCACAAAAAUGGCAAGACCUUUAUGAUGAACCUGAGCGCUCCGUUCUUAUGCGAGUUUUUCAAGAAACCGAUGAUGGACGCGUUUCCGUACGUCGACAUUAUUUUCGGGAAUGAAACAGAGGCCGAAGCUUUCUCAAAAGCCAACGACCUGGGUACUAUGGACCGCAAAGAAAUCGCCUUGAAGAUGUCCAAGAUGGAUAAGGUCAAUGAGAAGCGCCAGCGAAUUGUUAUAAUUACUCAGGGCGCGGAUAAUGUUAUUCUUGCUAAGGAUAACACUAUUCAGGAAUUUCCGGCUACUUCUUUGCCGGAGGAAAAAGUUGUUGAUACUAAUGGUGCUGGUGAUGCUUUUGUUGGGGGUUUCAUAGCGCAGUACGCCCAAGGUAAAAGCAUCGAAACCUGCAUCAAAUGUGGAAUUUGGGCAGCCACUGUUAUUGUGCAACGUUCUGGUUGCACCUACGAAGGAAAACCAGAUUUUGCUAUUUGACCAAAAAAAAAUCUACAUUUUUAUUACACUGUAUUUUUUAUUAUCAAUAAAAAGACACUAAAUGUUUAA